Messenger RNA from Hirsutella rhossiliensis, 1128 nucleotides. Its product is annotated as Mni1p protein. The transcript has 2 exons. Gene Ontology annotation, biological process: peptidyl-histidine methylation, to form tele-methylhistidine. The record is from RefSeq and is a predicted model, not a curated record. Gene Ontology annotation, molecular function: protein-L-histidine N-tele-methyltransferase activity. Bases 1 to 1128 code for a protein of 375 amino acids. Lineage: Eukaryota; Fungi; Ascomycota; Sordariomycetes; Hypocreales; Ophiocordycipitaceae.
AUGGCCUUUGCCUUUGGCUUCUCCGGCGACGACAUAGACGCCAUCCCGCCGUCAUCGACCAACCCUACCCUCGAUGCCCCGGCGCCCGCACCAAGCGGCGCGUUCCCCGUCGCGGGGCGCCCGCUGCUCCCGCCCACGCGCCACGACCUCCCGCUCCUACUGUCCCGCCUGCCCUCCAAGAUGGCAUACGGCUGCCUCGACGUGGCCCUCGACGACGGUGCGACGGCGUGCAUCCCCCGCCGCGAGCUGUGGGAUGUCAGGGUCCAGCUUAUGGCCGAGGACGAGAGCCAUGGCGGCGGCGGCGAGGCGCUCGGCGAGCACGAUGUGAAGACGGGCGUCUACGAGGGCGGCUUCAAGAGCUGGGAGAGUAGCGUCGACCUGGUCAAGGUUCUGGCGGCCGCGGGUCAUGCGUCUUCUUCCGGGCGGGACCGUCCCCUUCGUGUCAUUGAGCUGGGCUGCGGAACUGCGCUCCCCUCGAUAGCCCUGUUCCAGUGGGCGCUGGCCCAGGAGCCGUCGCCCACGCAGCCUCUCGCCUUCAUCCUGACCGACUACAACCCCUCCGUCAUCCAGCUCGUCACCCUGCCCAACUUCCUGCUCGCCUGGGCCCUCCACUGUCGACACCGACACCCCGCCCUUCGAGACGCCUUCACUCUCGAGGACGAGCUGGAGCUUAACCCCGAGGUGCUCCAGGCCUUCCAGACGCACCUGUCCGAGCAAAACAUUACGCUGUCUUUCCUCUCUGGCGCAUGGUCCCCCGAACUCGUCCAGCUCCUCUACGCGACCCGGAGCGCCGACCCGGAUGCUUCUGCUCCCUCGCCCGUCACCCUCGUCCUUGGCGCCGAAACCAUCUACUCCCCCCUGGCUUUGCAGGCCUUCACCGAGACCGUCUUCGCAGUCCUCACCCGCGAAAGGGCUGAUUUGGGGGCCAACGCCGAAGCUCUUGUGGCGGCCAAGAAGCUCUACUUUGGCGUGGGAGGCUCGCUGGACGAUUUUACAUACAACGCCCAGGCGAAGGGUGGCCACAUUACCCAGCUGAGGGAAGAAACGGAGGGUGUGAGACGUGGCGUCGUGCGCUGUGUCAUUCCAAGUCCAAAUCAGAAUCUCAUCAUACCAGCUGUGGACAGAUGA